AUGUCACGACCGAUGUUGAACAUUGGGGUUUGGGGAUUUGGCCCCAGAGACUACAAAACCUUUGUUGCCAAAAACCGCCAGCUAGAGAGCACUUUGAAGGCUCUAGGUGGCCGCAAGUGGCUCUAUGCUCAUAUAUACUACACCGAAGAUGAGUUCUGGGCCGAGUAUGAUCAACCGUGGUAUCGAGCCCUCGCGGAAAAGUACUUUGCUACGACUCUACCAACUAUAUAUGACAAGGUGAAGGUCGAGCCCCAAGCUGAAGGGGAGAAUCCCAACCAGUGCAGCAAGUCUUGGCUGAGCGCAUGGCCUAUUGGAGGGCUAUAUGGUAUGAUUCUAGCUACACUCUCUGGAGAUAUUAGCUUUCAUCGUCGGGCGAUGUGGAGACACAAGGAACAUUAG
This is a messenger RNA of Clonostachys rhizophaga, 399 nucleotides long. The record is from the annotation of a GenBank genome assembly. Lineage: Eukaryota; Fungi; Ascomycota; Sordariomycetes; Hypocreales; Bionectriaceae.